Homarus americanus (American lobster) is the source of this 3438-nucleotide messenger RNA. Its product is annotated as UPF0389 protein CG9231-like. The record is from RefSeq and is a predicted model, not a curated record. The transcript is spliced from 3 exons. NCBI's taxonomy places the organism in Eukaryota, Metazoa, Arthropoda, Malacostraca, Decapoda, Nephropidae. The coding region runs from base 190 to 591 and encodes 133 amino acids.
CCCUUUCAGGAGCCAGCCAACAGUCAUGGUCGAUCAGCUGUUAAUGUUGAGUGUAGCCUCAGUAGACGGAAGUUACUGCUGUGAAGAUGUUGCUCUACUGCACCUGUCUUCUGUCCAGACUACCAGCACAAAGGCAAUCUUUACUAAAUUACCCAGCAUUUGUAGUAAGUAGGAGAGGCUUCAGUACUGAUGGUGGAAGUAAAAGAGACAUCUACUGUGGCAACACAACCCAAGACGAGUGAGGCGCCGCCACCACCUUCUAGACCGAGAGGAAAAUUAGGACUGACGGAUCACCGGGUCAAUAAAUUUGAAAAGUAUUUAUUAGUAUGGGGAGGAAAGUACAAGACUGUCCAAGAAGUUCCAGAUCUUGUAAAUCAGGAUGUCCUGGAACGUGCCCGUAACAAAGCGAGGAUCAAGAUUAAUAUCAUGAUGUGUGUUGCAACUCUGUUGAGCUGCCUGGCUAUGGUCUACGCUGGGAAAAGGGCUCAAAAAAGGGGCGAGUCUGUGAUCAAGAUGAACGAAGAUUGGCACAAGAAGUAUAAUGAAGAGGCUAAAAUAGCCCAGGCAAAGGCAGAUCAUGCCAGUAACUAGUUUAAAAAAUUUCCACAGUACUGUACUGUGGUUUGUAAACUGUAUAUACAUUUUUGUAAAGAUAACCAGACAGUCAUUUGUUAAAUCCCCAAAAUAAUUUUCUCAAACCAAUUUUUUUUUACAUGUAUAUGCUAAAUAAUAUGAAUUAUUGUUGAGUUGUAAUUUAUAUGCAGUAUUUAUCACUAGAAAGAUAAGUAACUUUUUUUUUAUCAUCUAUUUAUACGAGGUCUGUCCAAAAAGAAACAGAACUUUUUAAAAAAACAAAUUUAUUGCUUUACUUACAACUUAAUCAGACAUGUCUCCUUCAAAGUACUCCCCUCUACUGUUGAUACACCGCUCCCAAUGUUUUUUCCAGUUCUGGAACGCAUCUGGAACGAGUUUUGGGGGAUGGUGUGCAGGUCUCGUAGCGAAUUUUCUUUUAUCUCUUUAUCAUUUGAAAGCUGCGACCUUUCCGGGUGGAUUUCAACUUUGGGAACAAAAAAAAAUCCGCAGGGGACAAAUCCGGAGAGUAGGGCGGCGGGGGACAAUAGUCGUCUCGUGCUUCGCCAAAACGUCACGGAUAAGGAGCGACGUAUGAGCAGGUGCAUUGUUGUGGUGCAGCAUCCAGGUCUUGUUUGUCCACGCCUCAGGCCUCUUCCUUCACACUGCCUCCCUCAAACGCUUCAGGACCUCCAAGUAAAACUCUUUAUUGACUGUCUGACCACGUGGAACAAACUCAUGAUGAACGAUGCCCUGCCAAUCAAAAAAGACCAUCAACAUCACCUCCACAUUUGAGCGACUCUGACUUCCAGAUUUGGGAUCGUCUUCGGUGGAUGUUCUUCUCCUUUCGAAACGCUGGUACCACACUUGACAUUGCGUACAGCUCAAACAAUCCUCCCCAUAAGCCUGUUGCAACAUUUGAAAAGUCUCCUUAAAAGUUUUUUCCAAUUUAAAGCAGAAUUUCACGCAAACACGUUGCUCUUCAAGAUCCUUCAUUGUUCAACUUGCAACAAAUCGCCAAGUGCACUAAACACACGUUCACUAGCACGUGUAGCUCGAUGACUAAUUGACGUGGCAUGAUGCGGCUAGUGUUAGACUAAAGGUCAAAAUCACCGCUACACAGUGCUCCCAUCGUGAGCACGCUGCGCCGGUUCGUUGACGCGCUAUUUAAAAGUUUGGUUUCCUUUUGGACAGACCUCGUACUGUGUUGUGCCCACCACCAGUGGCAGGGUAGUCCAUAAUCCUGUAGUCUAUCAGGGUGGCAAGGGAGUUCCAGUUUGUCUAGUAUCUCAAAAGCAGUUUUAAGUUCUUAAUCAAAUGUGCAAGUGUUCAUAUGUUGAUAGGAAGAACUUUAUUAAUUUGGGGGGUAAGAGAUAUCAUUUAGGUUCAUUAAAUUCUAAAUGUUCUCCCUGGGGUAAAGAAUAACUGUGUUCAUUCUGGGAUCAUAAGGUCAGAGUCAUUCAAGGAAUUGACUGGAAAAUAGUAAAUUCGGUAUAACUUGAGUUUUGUUUUGUGCACAUUCAUCAAACAUGUGGGUCUUUCUUUUGCAAGAAAGAUCCUUUUCUAUUUGGAGUUCAAAAGUCAGUGGUUUCAGCAUAUAACUUCAGUUGCUGUAUGGAAUUUAGUGUUCAUCUUAAGAAAUGUAAGAUGUGUUCUCCUUGGGUAAGAAUGAAUCUUGUUGAUUUCAAAGUCAAAGGGCAAGGUUAUGAAAAAUAGUUUCCAUGACAACUUAUGGCAGACAACUCAUAUAAGUAGUUAUAUUCAAACUACUUUUGUCCUUAGGUUCAAUUAUGUCUUGUAACUCAACUGUACCACAGAUGGGAAGUGGAAAUGGUAUUACUGUUCAUAGUUCUCUUGUUUAUAAAUCCAAAAGUUUAAUAAAAUAAUCAUCUAUAUUUUUUUAUUGUGCAUGACAUAAUCCUACAACUAAAGUAUUUUCUCAGACCAAGACAUAUUUUCUCAUAUACUGAACAGUACAGUGGGGUUUAAUUUUACGUGGAUCUCACAUGUAGAAUAAAAACUUGUGUGGUUGGUUGAAAUGUGAUCUUAUGCAGAAAACUGUGGGUAGUAGUAUAGCAUUAAUACAGCAAAGUGAUUUUUUUGUGCUUAUUUAGCCUCAAAUGUAGCAGUUUUAUUCAUUUUAGUUAUUGACAUUACUUUUGUAAUGUAUCAGUACUGUAUUGUAAUGAAUAAAUAUAAUAAAAACUGGUCAAUGCGGCAACACCCAGUCCUCGAACGCCCCUCCCCCCCCCCUCUCUCCUUUGUGGAGAGAGAUCAUUGGUCAGGGAAGAAAUAACCUGAUUCGGCUUGUCGUUUUAUUUUCAUGUUCAAUUACAAAUCAUAUACGUACUGUACAGUACAUUAAUGUAUUUUUUCUAUUGUUUAAUACUGCUAUAUUAUUUAUGAUGACAUACCUCCAGGUAAUAAUAAACAAAGAUUGCCAUUGGGUAAUUAUGUUUUGACACCCAUAUGCUGCUUUACAUCGAAAACUCCAAUAAACUCGUGCAUUUACAUGUAAUUAUUAUGAAAAAAUUUAAAUUAGAUUUUAUGCUUUUCAUUGUGACGUGUACAGCCAGUACAGUAGAGUCCCCUGAGUGUCAUGCAGUGCUCCUCCCAACACAGAUCUCGGGUGGCUUGUCCGUGUGACACAACACGCCACUUUAUUAUCUAUAGAAAUUUUUUGACAAAACUGUAAAUCAUAAUGAAAUCUAAGCGCCAAAGUGUGGAUGUGUGGUUUGUACUGUAUUAUGCCAUUUAUACUAUGAUAGACAGUUGUUGUAGGUAUAAUAUACUGUACUAUGAUGUAGUAAAUGCUAGAGUAGCAUAAGAAAUGGAACAAUUUAAGCAAUAAAACAAUGGAUAAAUAAA